Penicillium macrosclerotiorum is the source of this 276-nucleotide messenger RNA. RefSeq names its product L51/S25/CI-B8 domain-containing protein. NCBI's taxonomy places the organism in Eukaryota, Fungi, Ascomycota, Eurotiomycetes, Eurotiales, Aspergillaceae. The record is from RefSeq and is a predicted model, not a curated record. The transcript has 3 exons. Bases 1 to 276 code for a protein of 91 amino acids.
AUGUCGGGCAAGUACGUCUUCACCAAGGGCCUCAAGGAGCUCCGCUUCCUCUUCUGCCAGACCUCAGAGCAGAGCGCUGCCACCCGAUCCUUCCUCAACCGCGCCUACCCGACCAUGAAGAAGCACAACCCGCACACUCCCAUCAUGAUGCGCGAGGCUUCGGGUACCCAGCCGCGAGUCUUUGCCAGAUACGAGCUCGGAAAGGAGAAGCAAGAGACGCUGUCCGGUAUGCAUCCCCCGCAUGGUGAUGACUCGACCCGAAAUUCCAUCCGCUAA